This is a messenger RNA of Lontra canadensis (Northern American river otter), 1043 nucleotides long. RefSeq names its product coiled-coil domain containing 42 (gene CCDC42). The record is from RefSeq and is a predicted model, not a curated record. NCBI's taxonomy places the organism in Eukaryota, Metazoa, Chordata, Mammalia, Carnivora, Mustelidae. The transcript is spliced from 7 exons. Gene Ontology annotation, biological process: spermatid development. The coding region runs from base 31 to 981 and encodes 316 amino acids.
GGCCGCUCGGCCCCCUGGGGCAGCAUCAGGAUGAGUCUGGGCAUCAUGGAGGAGGAAGACCUGGCCGAGUACUUUCGGCUACAGUAUGGGGAGCGGCUGCUACAACUGUUGCAGAAAUUCCCGAACAUUGAGAACCAGUUGGAGUCUCCAUCCAUCCGGCUCCUGGAGAAGAAGAAGGAAGCCAAGAUCAUGCACCGGGCUAUGGAGCAGAAGAAGGAGAUAUUUCAGCGCCGCAUGGAGACCCUGAACCUGCGCUGGGAGGAACUGGGUGUCAAGGAGGCCCAGCUGAAGGCCCACAUCCAGAAGUUUGAACAGUUCAUCCAGGAGAACGACCAGAAACGGAUCCGGGCCCUGAAGAAGGCCAACAAGGAGCGGGAACUGAAGAGGCAGCGCCUGCGAGAGCUGGCCACGGCCAAGCAGGAGAUGGCGGCCUUGCGGCUGGAGCACCAGAGGCUGAGCGGGAGGCUCCAGGACUACUCCGUCUUCAACAAGUACCUGGAGAAGGUGGUGGAGAGCUCGGAGUUCGAGGAGAUCCACGAGGUGAUUUCGCGCUACAAGACGCUGGUGAGCAUGCACCAUGACCUGAUGCAGUCGGCGCAGGAGGGCCAGGAGAAGAUCGAGCGCGCCAAGGCGCGGCUGGCACGCUACAUGGAGGAGAAAGAUGACGAGAUCCUGCAGCACAACAACGAGCUGGCGCGGCUGCAGAUGCGCUUUGACCGCGCCCGCAGCGAUGUCAUCAUCUGGGAAUCUCGCUGGGCUCACAUCCAGAACACCGCCGCCAAGAAGACCCUCUUGCUUGGCACCAUUAAGAUGGCGACGCUGAACCUCUUCCAGAUCGUGAGCAAGCAGCUGAAGGAGACCACCACCGUGUCCCUGGAGGACACGCACAAACAACUGGACAUGAUCCAGCAGUUCAUUCAGGAUCUGACGGACAUCUGGGCAGAGGUGAGGAAGAAGGAACAGCAGCAAGUCCGGGUUUAAGAAGCAGCCGCGGUUCCAGAACGUUCUGAGGCGGAGACUGAGAGAGGAUAGGUUUCCGGUGA